Acanthosepion pharaonis is the source of this 1002-nucleotide messenger RNA. The record is from the annotation of a GenBank genome assembly. Lineage: Eukaryota; Metazoa; Mollusca; Cephalopoda; Sepiida; Sepiidae.
AUGUUACAAUGCAAUAUUAGUUUUCUUUCUUUUCCGUCAGUGUUUGACUACUCUCUUUCAGCAAUAUUAGUUUUCUUUUUUUUCCGUCAGUUGUUUGACUACUCUCUUUCAGCAAUAUUAGUUUUUUUUUUUUUUCCGUCAGUGUUUGACUACUCUCUUUCAGCAAUAUUAAUUUUCUUUUUUUUUCCGUCAGUGUUUGACUACUCUCUUUCAGCAAUAUUAGUUUUCUUUUUUUUUCCGUCAGUGUUUGACUACUCUUUCAGCAAUAUUAGUUUUCUUUUUUUUUUCCGUCAGUUGUUUGACUACUCUUUCAGCAAUAUUAUUUUUUUUCCGUCAGUGUUUGACUACUCUCUUUCAGCAAUAUUAGUUUUCUUUUUUUUCCGUCAGUGUUUGACUACUCUCUUUCAGCAAUAUUACAAUAUUAGUUUUCUUUCUUUUCCGUCAGUGUUUGACUACUCUCUUUCAGCAAUAUUAGUUUUCUUUUUUUUUCCGUCAGUGUUUGACUACUCUCUUUCAGCAAUAUUAGUUUUCUUUCUUUUCCGUCAGUUGUUUGACUACUCUCUUUCAGCAAUAUUAGUUUUCUUUCUUUUCCGUCAGUGUUUUUUUUUCCAAUAUUACAAUAUUAGUUUUCUUUUUUUUCCGUCAGUGUUUGACUACUCUCUUUCAGCAAUAUUAGUUUUUCUUUUCCGUCAGUGUUUGACUACUCUCUUCAGCAAUAUUAAUUUUUUUUUCUUUCCGUCAGUGUUUGACUACACUCUUUCAGCAAUAUUAUGUUUGACUACUCUCUUUUCAGCAAUUUUAGUUUUCUUUUUUUUUCCGUCAGUGUUUGACUACUCUCUUUCAGCAAUAUUAGUUUUUUUUUUUUUCCGUCAGUUGUUUGAAAACUCUUCAGCAAUAUUAGUUUUCUUUUUUUUCCGUCAGUUGAUAUCUUUUAUUCCUUCUGUAUUAUUUUCAUUCAUUAUCUUUCAUUAUAAUUAUGUUUUCUUUCUUUUCUCUUUGUGA